Rotaria sp. Silwood2 is the source of this 3658-nucleotide messenger RNA. NCBI's taxonomy places the organism in Eukaryota, Metazoa, Rotifera, Eurotatoria, Philodinida, Philodinidae. The record is from the annotation of a GenBank genome assembly.
CCAUGAAAUAAGAGAUUAUACGUUAACUGAUCAAUGUCAAUAGAUAUCUGUAAAUUAGUUGACAAACAUAUUUAGCGUAGCACUGCAUGGUAUAUUAAGCGUUAGUCUUUUUAGAAAAUAUACAUUUUAAACUUAAAAUUAGAGCUGUAGAAAAAGAUUGGUACAUGUAUGAUGAGAAAAUCAAGAUAUUUCAAUAUUUCAAUUUUGAUUAGAAGUUGUAUUAGCUUUUUAACAUAACUAAUUUUCUUCUUUUCUUAAUCAAGUUUUGAUUAGACGAAUAUUAGCAAUUUACUUAAUUUAGAAGUUUCAAAUUUUGUGAUGCAUCUCAACUCGACGAGGUAAUUCUUUAGAUACCGGCUUGACGACAUAUGGCAUUCACCUAUAAAUAAAAUUCUCUUUUUUUGAUAAUUUAUGCUUUUAACAAGAUUGCGGCAAAAGGCAGAAACAGGAAUAACCAAAUAGAAACCAGGUAUUUUUUUUCGUAUCACUAACAGAAAUAUGAAUAAUACUGAAAGAAAAGAAAAUUUUGUUUACUGUUGAACUUCAUUAGUCUUCACGCCGAUGUUUGAAGAAAUACUUCAUAGAACUGAGAAUCAUAACAAUUUAUGAAAACUUUUAUUAAAAAAGAAAUUGUUUUUGUACAUAUAAUGAAAGCUUAAAUAAUGAAUAAUAAAAUAAAAUCAUGCAAAUAUUUUCCAAUUUUUAUCGAAGUAUCAAUAACGCUCAAACAUGUAUCGCUGUUCACUUUAUGAGUUUCAUAUUAGUAUUUGAAGAAUAAUUCUUCUCUAAGGUGAGAGUAGUUCUAAUUUUUCCUUCCUCUAUCUGAACAAAAAUCUCAAAAAAGGUACUCAAAAAUUUUGAAAAUUUCAUACUAAUAGAAAAAAAUUGUCUCCUUAGCAGAAAAUUAGCCUUUUUGCACGGUUUCCACCAUAUGAAAAGCUGAGAAAUAUGCUUAUUCGAUGUAACUUAAAAGGUGUAUCCAAUAAUACGAAACUGAGAGUAAUCAUAUAUUACACAGUCAGAUCCUUGUUAUAUUCUACGAAAUGAGCCACAAGAAAGGCAAUCAAGUUAUGCAAAAAAGAAGGACAUCAGCUUUCACUGUCUCAUUAGUGAUUAUUUUAUUUUAUAUCAUUUUAAUUGUUAGAUUAGUGAGAUAAAGUUUUGUGUGUCCGUUCUUUUUCUGUCACAUUGUAGAUGAGAAGAAACAUAUUCUCUAGAAUCAGUAAAUACUGAAAAAUAUCUUUAUUUUUAUCAGUCAGAUAUUCUUGGCCUAAGACAGUUCAAAGAACCCAUAAACGUUACAUCCUAAGUCGUUGCUCCUGCAAUAUGUCUCCUUCAUCGGCCGUUUGCCUCUGAGAAUAAAUGUGAAGCUCGAUUCGGCUUGCACGUCGGUAUUCGCGAUCACAGCUUCAUUCAUUCACACGUACUAUAAAUAUAAUUUGCAGAAUUAAUUUAACAAAUCAUCAGCAUCUAAAAAUCCUGCGCUGGUUAAUAAUUACCUUUCUUUGCUUUUCAUGUCAUCUUAUUUGUUGUUAGAUCUUUUAACAAUUAUUUUUCACUUGCCAAAGAGAGGCGUAGGUAAAUGCAAAAUGAUUAUGAAGAGAAAUGUUCGGAAAGCAACUGUCUGAAUUUUACCUUUAUGUUACCUGUUGAGAAUUUAUGUAUUCAUGGGUAAGAAACAGAUUCAGUUUACGAUAGAAACAUGUUGAUAACAUAUUCUAGCUGUUAUCCGUCAAUGUUCGAUAUCUAUUGUCUUUCCCGUAUAGUUGUCUAAUAGAUUAAAAGCGAGAGAAUAAUAUAUCUGAAAAAAAGAAGUAAAUUUCAAUUGCUAAACACUAGUUUAUAAAAAAGAAACGUUUUCAAACUUUAGCAUAAGUUUGCUUAUAUGAAUAAAAAUUGAUCCAUGUACAAAAGUGCUUAGAAAAACUUUAAACGAGUCUUUUAUUCAGAAAAAAUUAUUCUCUAGAUUGAAUUAUUAAAUGUAUGACUACAUUAAGUAGUCACUCAAAAUUUUCCUUUUAAGCGCUUUCUAAUGACACAGUACGCUUGCAAUUGAUGGACGUCGUAAUGAAAUUUCGAUACAAAUAAAAUCUGAAAACUAUAAUCGGUUGCUAAUUUUCCUACACCAAGUUUCGUAAAGAUAGAACCGAAAAAUCCACAUAGCCCGUGAAAGCUGCUAUAGGACACUUACGUUUCGAAUAGAUACACUGGGUCCAAAAAUUAUUCAUACAGGUGUAAUUUCGAUUUUUUUCCCUAAUGGUAACUCCUAUGAAGAAUCCAAAUAGUGAUUUGGAUAGAGAAAAUUGUUUCGAACAAAGGUCCCAGAAAGAUGAAAUUCUCAUCUUAUCCCCCAAAACCAGGAUCUCUGGAAAACCGAAAACCUAUUUUUUCAGCACUCAGACCCCGAAAAUAAAAGUUUGUUUUGAUUACACAGGGUGAUAGAGCAACGAAUUCUCUACAAAAUGAGAUGUCUUUGAGCUCUCCAUGACAAUUUUUUACUGAACUGCAUCAGUUUUAAGGAACACCCUAAAGUGCUUUUUGUCCGAUUUUCCCAUAGGAAAUGGUGAAAAUACCAUUUUUGAGUGUUUCUUAAAACUGAUGCAGUUCAGUAAAAAAUUGUCAUGGAGAGCUCGGAGACAUCUCAUUUUGUAGAGAAUUCGUUGCUCUAUCACCCUGUGUAAUCAAAACAAACUUUUAUUUUCGGGGUCUGGGUGCUGAAAAAAUAGGUUUUCGGUUUUCCAAAGAUUCUGGUUUUGGGGAAUAAGAUGAGAAUUUCAUCUUUCUGGGACCUUUGUUGGAAACAAUUUUCUCUAUCCAAAUCACUAUUUGGAUUCUUCAUAGAAGUUACCAUUAGGGAAAAAAAUCGAAAUUACACCUGUAUGAAUAAUUUUUGGAGCCACUGUAUAUGAUGAGACGUUAUUCAUAUACAGUCUGUGAUUGUAUAUCAAUCACGUCUUUGAGAGAAAGAUUCUAAGGAAAUGGAUCCAAAUAUCUACUUCUAUACUUCAACAUGUGUUAGAUCGUGUUUCACAAAAACAUAACAGUCAGGUAGUCUGUCUAUUUUAAGCUUUUUAUCAGGCCUGUGAAUGGUUUGAAAAAUCAGAGCGAUGUAUAUGUUUCAGGUAGACUCCAUGACCUAUUCGAAUAAUUUUCUAGAUAUUUUCAAAAGGAAAAUCAGAGAAAAAUAAAGCAUUAUAUUCUCUAAUUUUCUCCGACUGUUGUAAAGAAUGAUGAUUUUAUUUCCUGCUUAGAAAUAGUUUUGUUUUCUUGAGGAAAAAAAUAAUAAUUUUACGAAUCCUGCGUGCAACAUAUAUCCUGAAUAUAAAAGUGAACAUCAUGUAUUUUUCUUUAGGUUUUACCUGUUCUUUUUCAACAUUUACCAAUUCGGGAAGAUUUUGCAGAAGCUAAUUCUAUAUUCACUUGUCUCAAUCUACUCUACGAACAAUAUUUCACUCAAAUUGAACCAUAUCUUCCAAAAUCUAUCGAAAUGGCAGCAUCAUUGAUUGAUGAUGAACGUGUUUUACCUGAUGCUGUUCCAGUAAUUCGUGAAUUUCUUCGUUCAAUCUAUACAAAACAUAGUGUUGCUUUUGUUCAAGUAAUGCAAACACUUAAUGAACCAUUACGUGUUAUUGUUACAAAACAUCUUCAAACAAACUAA